UCGGCCCCGGCUCCAAGUUGGUGAAGCCGCCGCCGCCGCCCUCACCCUGCAGCUCAGGAGCUGCCUCUGCUGCGUUCUCCCUCUCUAAAAUGGCCGCCACUGCCUCUGGUUCUUCCUCUGCCACCUCUGCAGCCUCGGGGCAGUCGGAGAGUAAGAAGAUCAGCGACCUGCGGGUGAUCGAUCUCAAAUCGGAGUUGAAGCGGCGGAACCUGGACAUUAACGGGGUGAAAAACGUGCUAGUUUCCCGGCUCAAGCAGGCAAUUGAAGAGGAAGGAGGUGAUCCUGAUAAUAUUGACCUGUCUUCGGGUGAUACUUCCAAGAAAGCAGCAGCCAAAAGCAAAGGUAAGAAACAAGAAGCAGAUGAACUAAGUGGAGAUGCUUCAGUGGAAGAUGAUACAUUUGUCAAGGAAAGUGAAUCAGAGAAUCAAGAGACCAGUGAUCCAGAUGGAAAUGAUGAACUGAAGGACUCUGAAGAAUUUACUGAAAAUGAUGAAGAAAAUAAUAAUUCCAAGGACUUGUCUACUGCUGAACAGCAUAAAAAAGAUCAUGAAUUAAAACAAACGGAAGCAAUACAAGGCAAAGAAAAAGACCUUGAAAAUCAGGAAAAUGAAGGUCAAGAAGGUGAAGAAGAUACCUUUCUUACAGUCCCAGAUGGUGAAGAAGAAGAAAGGGAAAAAGAUAUAGCAGGUUCUGGUGAUGGUACACAAGAAGUAUCUAAACCUCUUCCUUCAGAAGAGAACCUAGCUGAGGCUGAUCAGACAGCUCAUGAAGAGAUGGAAGGUAACACGUCUGUGAAAGAAGCUGAGGAUGACAACAUUUCGGUCACAAUCCAGGCUGAAGAUGCCAUCACUCUGGAUUUUGAUGGUGAUGACCUCCUAGAAACAGGUAAAAAUGUGAAAAUUACAGAUUCUGAAGCAAGUAAGCCAAAAGAUGGGCAGGAUGCCAUUGCACAGAGCCUGGAGAAGGAAAGCAAAGAUUAUGAGAUGAACGAGAGCCAUAAAGAUGGUAAGAAGGAAGACGGCGUGAAGGGUGAUGCUGUCGAGAAGGAAGCCAGAGAAAGUUCUAAGAAAGCAGAAUCUGGAGACAAAGAAAAGGAUACUUUGAAGAAAGGGCCCUCGUCUACUGGGGCCUCUGGUCAAGCAAAGAGCUCUUCAAAGGAAUCUAAAGAAAGCAAGACAUCAUCUAAGGAUGACAAAGGAAGUACAAGUAGCACUAGUGGCAGCAGUGGAAGCUCAACUAGAAAUCUCUGGGUUAGUGGACUUUCUUCUAAUACCAAAGCAGCUGAUUUGAAGAAUCUCUUUGGCAAAUAUGGAAAGGUACUCAGUGCAAAAGUGGUUACAAAUGCCCGAAGUCCUGGAGCAAAAUGUUAUGGUAUUGUAACUAUGUCUUCAAGUACUGAGGUAGCUAGAUGUAUUGCACACCUUCAUCGUACUGAACUUCAUGGACAACAGAUUUCUGUUGAGAAAGUAAAAGGUGAUCCUUCUAAGAAAGAAUUAAAGAAAGAAAGUGAUGAAAAAUCAAGUUCAGGCAGAAGUACAGGAGAUAAAAAAUCUACAACAAGUGAUAAAACUAGCAAGACUCAAGCAUCUACCAAAAAAGAAGAAAAAAAAUCUGAAAAAUCUGAGAAAAAAGAAAGUAAGGAUACUAAGAAAGCAGAAGGUAAAGAUGAGAAGGGUGAUAAUGGAUCAAGUGGCCCAACUUCAGAGUCAAUUAAAAAAAGCGAAGAAAAGAAACGAAUAAGUGCAAAAAGCCCAGGUCAUAUGGUAAUAUUAGAUCAAACAAAAGGAGAUCACUCUAGAUCCUCAAGAAGGGGUAGAUAUGAUAAAGUGGCAAGGAACAGGGAGAGAGCUAGUCAAGACAAAAAGAAGGACAAAGACUACAGAAGUCGCAAAGAUAUACUGCCUUUUGAAAAAAUGAAGGAACAGAGAAUGCGAGAACAUCUAGUACGCCUAGAGAGAAUACGACGAGCAGUGGAACUUAGAAGACGAAGAGAAAUUGCAGAGAGAGAGCGUCGAGAGCGGGAGCGCAUUAGAAUGAUUCGUGAACGGGAGGAACGAGAGCGCUUACAGAGAGAAAGAGAGCGACUAGAAAUUGAAAGGCAAAAACUAGAGAGAGAGAGAAUGGAGCGCGAACGCUUGGAAAGGGAACGCAUUCGAAUUGAACAGGAACGUCGUAAAGAAGCUGAACGUAUUGCCCGGGAACGAGAAGAACUUCGAAGGCAACAGCAACAACUUCGUUAUGAGCAAGAAAAAAGGAAUUCUUUGAAACGUCCCCGUGAUGUAGAUCAUAGGCGAGAUGAUCCUUACUGGAAUGAAACUAAAAAACUGUCUCUAGAUACAGAUGCACGUUUCAGUCAUGGAUCUGACUACAAUCGCCAACAGAACAGAUUUAAUGACUUUGAUCAUAGAGAGAGGGCCCGAUUUCCUGAGGGUACAGCAGUACAGUCUUCAUCUUUUGAAAGGCGGGAGCGCUUUGUUAGUCAAGGUGAAGGGAAAAAAACACGUCCAACUGCACGGAGAGAAGAUCCAGGGUUUGAAAGGUACCCCAAAAAUUUCAGUGAUUCCAGAAGAAAUGAGCCACCACCACCAAGAAAUGAACUUAGAGACACUGAUAGACGAGAAGUGCGAGGAGAUAGAGAUGAGAGGAGGACAGUGAUCAUUCAUGACAGGCCGGAUAUAACACAUGGUAGACACCCAAGAGAGGGUGGUCCAAAUCCUCCUAGGCAAACUAGUUGGAAGAAUGAAGGUGGCAUGAGCACGGAAAAACGAGACACAAGGGGUGAAAGACCAGAGAGAUCAGGAAGAGAAGUUUCUGGUCACAAUGUAAGAGGUGCUCCUCCAGGGAAUCGCAGCAGUGCUUCUGGUUAUGGCAGCAGAGAGGGAGAAAGAGGCGUGUUAGGAGAAAGAGGAAGUGGUGGACAGCAUUAUUCUGAAGAUCGACAUGUGGUUGAACGCCAUGGUCGUGAAACAAGUGGACCAAGAAAAGAAUGGCAUGGUCCAAGUUCUCAAGGCAGUGGAUAUCAUGACACAAGGAGAAUGGGUGAUGGCCGGGGAGGAGCAGGCAUGAUACCCCAGCAUACAAGUAACUCAUCACCAAUUAAUAGAAUUGUGCAGAUCACAGGCAAUUCUAUGCAAAGAGGAAGUGGCUCCGGAUUUAAGCCAUUUAAGGGCGGACCUCCAAGAAGAUUCUGAAAUCAGCUGCUUAACAUGGUUUCAAGAUAAUUUAUUGAAAUCUCUUGUAAACUUUUAACAGACAAGUCAGAGGACAAAUGACUUACCUGGAGUUUGAUCAAACUCCUUUUCCCCCCUUUUCUUUCUUUUUUAAAAACAUGAUUGCUUUCCUCAAUUUGAGAAGGUAUUUUAAUAGUUAUGUUGUAAAAUUUUAAAUAGUUUUGUGUAUCUUUUGAACAUUUUUUUUCCUUGCAGCACUAGAGUCCCAUUCAAGAAGCAAAGAAUAUUGGAAUGGAAACCGUAUUGUUUUAACAUUGUGUGAAUAUGAAGAGUAGUUUGCAACUGUGUAAUAGUCGUUUAAGUUACCAGCAUUAGCUCUGUGGUGUCAGGCUUUAGAGUUAGCUACUUUGUCACAAGAUACAUAUUUAUGACCUCCAUUUUGGAGGUUAUAUAAGCUAAGAAAAACAUCUGUCUAAUUUGUAGAAAAUAAAAUUGUUUCUUGCAUUUCUGAGUAUUAUGUAACCUAUUUUUGCAGAAGGUACUGUUACAUUAAGUGCAUCUGUGUAUCCUGGUAAAAAUAUUCCUUUUUGAAAUAAACCUUCAUAUUCUGUAUAGUU
Messenger RNA from Trichosurus vulpecula (common brushtail), 3787 nucleotides. RefSeq names its product SAFB like transcription modulator (gene SLTM). The coding region runs from base 90 to 3191 and encodes 1033 amino acids. Gene Ontology annotation, biological process: regulation of transcription by RNA polymerase II; regulation of mRNA processing. NCBI's taxonomy places the organism in Eukaryota, Metazoa, Chordata, Mammalia, Diprotodontia, Phalangeridae. Gene Ontology annotation, cellular component: nucleus. The record is from RefSeq and is a predicted model, not a curated record. Gene Ontology annotation, molecular function: RNA binding; sequence-specific DNA binding. The transcript is spliced from 21 exons.